AUGCUUGGUAAUUCCGAGACCCUGACAGCCAUGCAAGUCACAAGCGCUGUGCUGUGCCCACGGCGGGCUGGCGUCUGAUUCUCGCGAUCUCCGCGACUUGAUUCACUGCCCACUCUGACUGCCCUCGUGCAUGCCCGACAGCCCAAACCUUGCGAUCAUCAUGUAUGAAGUCCGCUCGCCGAGAAUGGCAAGGUAGAGAAAAUGAACUUUCACGACAAAAGGCGCCGUCAACGCACACACACGCUGCAGUCCCCGACACUGCGGAGUCCCGCGAUCCCGCGCUGAUUACUCAGUGA
Molecule: messenger RNA, 296 nt
Organism: Ceraceosorus bombacis
Lineage: Eukaryota; Fungi; Basidiomycota; Exobasidiomycetes; Ceraceosorales; Ceraceosoraceae
Source: the annotation of a GenBank genome assembly